This is a messenger RNA of Neltuma alba, 2055 nucleotides long. Its product is annotated as F-box/kelch-repeat protein At1g30090-like. The record is from RefSeq and is a predicted model, not a curated record. NCBI's taxonomy places the organism in Eukaryota, Viridiplantae, Streptophyta, Magnoliopsida, Fabales, Fabaceae. The transcript has a single exon. The coding region runs from base 676 to 1893 and encodes 405 amino acids. Gene Ontology annotation, molecular function: protein binding.
GAAUAAUGAAAUUGAAAUCUUUCUCGAAUAAGAAAUUAGCAAUGACCUCCUGUAGUUGCACGAAUUCACCCUGAAUCUCAUCUAUUAGUCACCGACUUCGAUUUUUUGGUACCCACCCUUAGCACUUCAUUGCCUGUAAGUUUUUGUUCCCCUUUUCUCUUAAGUUAUUUCGAUCAAUUUUUCCCUUGGUUCUUUAGGUUGAGAAUAUGAGAUUUUUGAGUUGUUUCUUCUGAGAUGUUGUGUUCUUCUGGGGGGUUUUGCGAGUUCCAAGUUAGCAAUAUAGUUCUAGUGGCACAAGCUUUUGGCUUCCCAGUUUAAUAUCUUAGAUGAUUAAGCUUCUGGCUUGAGAUUAAGUGAGCAGAGUCCAAUAUCUCCUUAAGACCGGACACGUUUAAAGGAGUGUGUUUUGAGAAGUGGAAUUUUUCUGGGUGUUGAUAACCCUUUAGAUUGUUGUGGAAGAGGUAUUGGUACUUUUCUUCAUUGUGAUGCUGGAUUUGGGGAUUCCUUUAUUUGCAAUAAAUCUUUGAGGGAAUCAGUUCAGGCAAAUUUGGAAUAUAUUCGCAUCAUUUGAUUGGAAUUUGUUUUUCCAAUCCUGCUGAAAAUUGCAUUUGCAUGAUAACAAAGUAAACGGUGUAGUGUUUCUGAAGAGCUUGGGUAUCUUUCUAAGAGAGAAAGAUGCAGCGUGUGCGUUUGUCAUCUCAACAGGCGCCAGUGCACAAGCUGGGAGAUCCUCAAAUGACCUUAUCCCCAAAAUUUAGGUUAGCUGUGGUCCAAUCUUCUCUAUCAAAUCCUUCACCAGAGUUAGAGUUUUCUCACUGCCAAGAACCCUUGAUUCCGGGCCUCCCUGAUGAUGUUGCGCUCAAUUGUCUUCUCCGGCUUCCAGUUCAGAGUCAUGCAACCUGUAAAGCAGUCUGCAAGCGAUGGCAUAUGCUUCUUGGUAGUAAAGAGAGAUUUUUUACCCACAGGAAGCAAUUGGGUUUGAAAGGCCCUUGGCUUUUUGUAUUUGCCUACCACAAGUGCACUGGAAAGAUCCAGUGGCAGGUUCUUGACCUCACCCACUUUUCUUGGCACUGCAUCCCUGCAAUGCCAUGUAAGGAUAAGGUUUGUCCCCAUGGUUUUAGGUGUAUUUCUAUUCCCCACGAAGGCGUUCUCUUUGUAUGUGGUGGAAUGGUCUCUGAUGUUGAUUGUCCCCUUGACUUGGUAGUGAAAUACGAGAUGCAUAAAAAUCGUUGGACUGUGAUGAAUAGAAUGAUUACUGCUAGGUCAUUUUUUGCCAGUGGAGUGAUUGAUGGGAUGAUUUAUGUGGCUGGGGGAAACAGUGCAGGCCUUUUUGAGCUUGAUUCUGCUGAGGUGUUGGACCCUCUCAAUGGUAGUUGGCGUUCUAUUGCCAGCAUGGGAACAAAUAUGGCAUCUUAUGAUGCUGCAGUGCUUAAUGGGAAGCUUCUGGUGACAGAAGGCUGGUUAUGGCCAUUUUAUGUCUCCCCUAGAGGUCAGAUCUAUGAUCCAAGAACGAAUAACUGGGAAAAUAUGGCUGUAGGACUUAGAGAAGGGUGGACAGGUUCAAGUGUUGUGGUUUAUGGGCACCUAUUUGUUGUUUCAGAGCUUGAAAGAAUGAAAGUUAAGGUUUAUGACACAGAAUCUGAUUCUUGGGAAGCCAUAGAAGGCCCCCCAUUGCCUGAGCAAAUAUGCAAACCUUUUGCUGUGAAUUCUUGUGAUUGCCAUAUUUAUGUUGUGGGCCGAAAUCUUCAUGUUGCAGUUGGUCAAAUCCUUAGACUGAACUCAAGGAAGGAUUGUACCAAAAAGUGGAGCUUUGGUGUUCGAUGGCAUGUGAUUGAUGCGCCAGAAAGUUUCUCUGAUCUGACUCCCUCAAGCUCUCAGGUGCUAUUUGCAUAGUUUUACACUGUUCUGGAAUGUUAUGGAUGUUGUUGAAUAAAAUGUAAUUAGAUAUAUUUACCAAAGGUCUGAAACUUAUAGUGGCUGUGUGGAGAAAUGUUUGUAGUAGUUAUUGAAAUGUAUUAAUGGUAAUAUCUUCUUUUAAUUUCUUUUAUGAUUUUA